AUGGACGCUUUCUGUAAAAUUGUCCAGCCGAAGAAGAAACGGCCGAUGACGGAAGCUCGACGGCAACAAAGUAGAGCGGCACAGAAAAGAUACCGUGAGAAGCAGAAACGCCGGUUGGCAGAGCUGUCGAGUCUUGCGUCUGCAAGUCAAACCAAUGGACCAAGCCAUCCAAUACCGAUGUCGUCGGACCUUCUCGAGGCCGCCUGGCUACCCAAUUCGAGUGGAGCGCUCGAUUUGAUGGAAGAACAGAUUCUAGUGAACAUUCCAGGUGGAGCUGCUCACUCAGCAGAAUCGAACGGGGUAGAGUCCGCAUCCGCCAUUCAAGAUAUAAGGGUGGAUCCAAACUGGACUAUGAACAUCCCUUUGAGCGGAUCCGACAUAUUCCAGCUCAAUGAUACAUGCUUAUCUAGUGAAAGUAUGCUGGAGGGGAGAAGAGGCGGGGAUGGUCAAACAAUAAUAGAGAGCGCAUAUCCUCCUCUGAGUGAACAGGUUGCAGAUACCCAGGAAAUCCUGGAAUCCAUGCAAUCUUCCAGUUUAGAGAGGCCUUCAGCAACCAUCCAAUCCUCGUCUUCAUUUUCUAUUGAUGCUUUGCCGGCUCCAUCGAUCCCAAGAGAUACAUACAUUCGAGUGCAUCGUUAUUCGCUUCUCAACUCUUUCAUGGAGAAUGCGACGACGCUGGGGUAUACGCGUGAUUGGGUGACAACCUACGGCUGUCACCUGGAAUCCCUUUGGUGUCCCACAUUACCACAACCGCAACCGCAAGUGGGGAUACGAGUCAAUUGGAAAGAGAACAUUCCGGCGAUGACGAAGGUAGCACCGGAUCUUGCUCCGACUACAACUCAGUUGCAAUACCCUCAUCUUCUGUACAUUGAUAUCUUCCCAUUUCCGGAGUUCCGCGAGAAGAUGCUAGCUCUUCGAGCAAUGCGGCCUAAAGUAUUUGAAGAAAAAGAUUUCAUCCGAGACAUCGACACAGGCGAAGCGAUUUGUUGCUGGGGACCAACACCAUGGGAGAAGAGGUCAUGGGAGGCACAACCAUGGUUCUUGCGAAAGUGGUGGAUGUUGACGGGAGGAGAGCAGGGAGAAAUGGGAUCCCUGAGCCGGUGGUGGAGGCGUUUCCGGGGAGAAGAGAUUUGA
Messenger RNA from Diaporthe amygdali, 1134 nucleotides. RefSeq lists its product as uncharacterized. The transcript has 2 exons. Lineage: Eukaryota; Fungi; Ascomycota; Sordariomycetes; Diaporthales; Diaporthaceae. The coding region runs from base 1 to 1134 and encodes 377 amino acids. The record is from RefSeq and is a predicted model, not a curated record.